AUGGUCUUGGGAGUUUUGUCACAAUUUAUAAGAUCAAUUGAUGCCCAAGAAUCUUUAUAUCCUACAACAACUGUUAUUGGAUCUGAUACUUAUACACCUCCAAUAGGACAACCAACAAUACCGAUACCAACACCGGGACAACCAACACCAGAAUUUUCAACUGAACAGUCAACACCAGGAUUUCCCACAGAACCAACACAGCCAGUAGGACAAACAACGCAACCAAUAGUUCAAUCAACAAUAUCUACAACAUUUGAAUCAUAUGAAAUUUCAAUUUCAAUUUCAAGUACACCAUCCAUUUUCUCAGAAAUUAUCCCUUCAGGAAGUACAUCUUUAUACCAAGGAAUUUCUACCACAUCAUCCAUCCCUUUAACUUCUUCGGAUCCAUCCCUUAUAACCUCCACUACAUCCGAAAACGCUGGAGAAUUGUCACCAUCUUCGUGUGUAGACUCAAUAAAUUAUUAUUGUGACAUUAAUACAUCAUUUUGCGUGGAAAAACAGGAUGAUAACUCCAGUUGUUCUGCGGAUUAUAUAUGUCGAACAAAUUCUACCUGUGAGAACUUUAUCUGCAUUCCCUUGUUUUCUAAAGGUUCUAUUCUAGGUUUAUUAAUAAUAUUAGGAAUAGUGUUUUUGGCACAUCGAUUUUUGGUAAAAAGGAAAUCCGAGAUAGAAAAUAGAAAAAAUACAAGGAAUUUCUAUAGUAUUGAUGAACCAGAACCUGAAAAAACAAUAUAUCCAUUCGUGGCAAGGUCGAAUUCAUUUUCAAAUGUUAACUCACCAUCAAACCCUUCAAAUAUUUCCGAGUCACCAGUUUACAGAUCAGGUGCAAUAAAUAAUUAUCAGGAUUUAACGAGAGUACCUGCAGUGAAUAUUCCCACUUUGGAUACGAUAAAUGAAAAUGUGUACAUGAGCGAUAAUAUAAGGAAUCCACCGACAAUAUUUUUAAGUCAAGACACAAUAUUUUCUCAAAUUCCCGGGAAAAAUGCAUUGAGAGAUUCUAAAGAUUCCAAUUCCUCUUCAGAAAGUAGUAAUACGAAAACCUCAUGGACGUGUUCUUUAUACUCUACCUUUUCCACUGAUUCCUUUCAAUUGGAAAACAAUCGAACAUCAUCGAUUCAUCUUACGGAAUCAAUGAAAAAUGCAUUAAUGGAAGCUCGUUCUAAAGAGAAGAACGGGAAGUAUGAGAAGAAUGAAAUCAUUGAAUCGCGUGAAAAGAAGAAUGAAAAUAUUACAACAACUAUACAUAAUGAAGAAAUGAAUGAUCAGGAACAAUUGGAAAGAAGUUCUUCAUUACGAUCCGUUAUAAAGUUGAAUGCACCAAUAUUUAAUAAUUUGUCAAAACGUCAAUAA
Messenger RNA from Diversispora eburnea, 1350 nucleotides. NCBI's taxonomy places the organism in Eukaryota, Fungi, Glomeromycota, Glomeromycetes, Diversisporales, Diversisporaceae. The record is from the annotation of a GenBank genome assembly.